Messenger RNA from Asterias rubens (European starfish), 1470 nucleotides. Its product is annotated as bystin-like. The record is from RefSeq and is a predicted model, not a curated record. Gene Ontology annotation, cellular component: preribosome, small subunit precursor; cytoplasm; nucleolus. Lineage: Eukaryota; Metazoa; Echinodermata; Asteroidea; Forcipulatida; Asteriidae. The transcript is spliced from 10 exons. The coding region runs from base 53 to 1333 and encodes 426 amino acids. Gene Ontology annotation, biological process: rRNA processing. Gene Ontology annotation, molecular function: snoRNA binding.
CGCACAUGGCGUAAGAAUAGAGACGUGUUGAGUUUAGUUAGAAAUUUACAAAAUGGGUAAAUCAAAGAAGGCCAAAUCUGCCAAAAUAGGCGGUGAUCCUGUGUCACGAUCAGCACCACUCGCAGAGCAAAUACUGGAGAACAAGACGGUUCGAUUAAAAGACAGGGGUAAAGCAAGACAACGUCAGGACGAAGACGAAACGUACGUUGAUGAAAAGCUCUCCAGAAAGAUCUUAGAUCAAGCUCGAUUACAGCAGGAAGAACUAGAGACUGAACAUGGAAAUUCAAGUAAAACUGUGAAGAGACCCACAACGAGUCUUGGGCCAGCACAGACAGAACAGUCCGAUGAUGAUGAGGAAGAUCUCACAGAACAUGAAGGCAAAUACUAUGAGAAUCUUGAGAUUGCUGAGGAGGAUGAGAGAGCCUUGGAGCACUUCAUGGCCAAAGAUGCUCCAGCUAGACGGACACUCGGUGACAUCAUCAUGGAGAAACUCACUGAGAAGCAGACUGAAGUCGCUUCACAAAUGACAGAGAGUGGUCAAAUCCUGCCCGACCUGGAUGAGAGAGUGAUUCAAGUCUACAAAGGAGUUGGUCAGAUCUUGACCAGGUACCGUAGCGGGAAACUCCCCAAGGCAUUUAAGAUUCUACCAUCCUUUAGACUGUGGGAACAGAUCCUGUAUGUAACAGAGCCAGACAAGUGGUCGGCAGCAGCCAUGUACCAGGCCACAAGAAUAUUCACCAGUAACCUCAACGCAAAAAUGGCACAGAGAUUUUUCAAUUUAAUUUUGUAUCCAAGAGUGAGAGAUGACAUUGCUGAGUUCAAAAGGCUCAAUUUUCAUUUGUACAUGGCCUUAAAGAAAGCCCUCUUCAAGCCAGCAGCUUUCUUCAAAGGAAUCCUAUUGCCGCUGUGUGAGUGCGGUACAUGCACCCUGAGGGAGGCAGUCAUCGUCGGCAGCAUCUUGGCCAAGACAACGAUACCAGUCUUGCAUUCCAGUGCAGCUCUGCUCAAGAUAGCCGAGAUGGAUUACAACGGAGCCAACAGCAUCUUCAUGAGGAUACUGCUGGACAAGAAGUACGCUCUGCCGUACCGUGUGGUGGACGCUGUCGUUUAUCACUUCCUCAGAUUCCAGCUUGACAAGAGAGAGCUGCCUGUCUUGUGGCAUCAAUGCCUUCUUACCUUUGUUCAGCGAUACAAAGAAGACCUCGCUACUGAACAGAAGGAGGCUGUGCUUGAUCUGCUACGAGCACAGACACAUGACAGCAUCACGCCAGAGGUGCGGAGAGAACUCCUCAACUCAAAGUCACGUGACACUGAAGAGCCAAUGGCGUCAUAGAACGAUGAUGUAGCGAAUGGACUUUAUCAUUGGUCAUGUGACACUGAGUGGUCACUGUGGUUUAGUGGUUAGACUGCAGGACUUAAAAUUACAAGGUUGUGGGUUCAAAUCCUACCAAGCUGCAUGUAACCACUGAU